AUGAAAGUGGACGAAAAGUAUUGUGCCAAUCAAACGUCUCUUAAUUCAAUCACAGUCGUCACAGAAAAAUUGCAAAUUUGGCGACCUGCAAAUGACAAACCUUCAAGUUUCGCCUCAGCCUUUGAAAGAGUGUUAGAGUUGCUUUUUCCUUUUAACCAUGAAGCAUACGGAGAACUCCAAGCAGAUUGUAACUUAAGGCUUGCACGGGGAAAGGCUUUGCAUGAAACUAUCAAAGAUGUAUUAUUGGAAGAUGCUCUUCGAGGUCAUCUUGGCAAUCUUGAAAUUAACUUUGAGAGCAUGAACAUAACUAACUCUACAGGAAACAUUACUGACAAUCAGUCGAUACGGAACAACGGAUGGGUAUCAGCUGAUUCACAAAUAUUCGCAUUUGCAAUAGUAUUUUAUUUUGCUUUCGUGUAUUAUUCCCCAACGUUUCUUUGUCUUUUCACCCCUAUUGUGGUCACAGAAAAUGGCAUUCGUCACAUUUCUCUGGAAAAAACAAGUCCAGUAGGCCUCAGAAAUCUUAUAGGGAGAUGUUUCUAUUCCGAAGUUGAUAAUCUCUGGCACAGGACGAAAACGUUUAUUGCGCGAACUGUGUUGAUGCCGCUUCCGUUCCUUAUAUUUGCAAUUGGUUUUGAUUACCUAUUCUUCCAAUAUCUCCACUUGCUACCAAAUAAUUUUCUAAACAUCUUAGAUUUGCUUGGCCCGAUUCAGUUAGUGUGCUGUUUUUGUUAUUUUCUUCAGGCAUUUUACGAUUCUUUUCUAAAUGUGUCCCAAACAUAGACGUUCUGUUUCGUUUGCGCCAUCAUUAAAUCUAACCGAAGAUGUAAUGAUAAUCUUCCUCAGAGAAUUCUUAAUCAUUUGCGCUUACAACCAUUAAUUUUUGUAAAAUGUCGUAGGCUCUUUUGUAAAUGGCUUGUUAGUUAUUUCAGAAUUUCUCGAAUAAUCUUACCCUUUUUGAAAGUGUCUACUGGAUGGUUAACAUGGUGUUUUCGAGUUCCGAUGUUUAUUGUUUUCUUGUCAACGAUCCCAGUCGCCACUGUUAUACUACUAUUAGCAAUGUCAGUAGUAGUUUCAAUUAGUAUAUUUAUUACAUCUCCCAUAAUGACGUUACUUUUCACCACCAGCUUUUAUCCACUAAAAGGAAUCUUCAAUUCUGUUUUGGUUGUACUGCUUUUGCAAAUCUUCGUUAGACUUUUAGCUGUCCUUGGAGCAUGCGUUGUUCUGGUAGAUGCAGCGUUGGGUUUAACAACAGGUGUGUUUGUACUUCUUAUCAUUUUGUUUUCUGAGAAGAGCCUCCCGUAUAUGGCCUGCUUUGUUCUUGUUUGUUAUUACUUGUGGAGUAGCUAUAGUUCUUUCACUAAAAAAUACCACGAUCUAUCUCUAAUGCUCUGUAAGUUUUACAAACAAUCACAGCAUCAUGACGAAAUAUCCAAAGAGCAAUUGCGACUUGAUGAUGAGGAAAUAGAAACGUCCAAUUCUGAUACAAGGGUCCAUGAGGUCACAAUUCCAGAAGGCCUCUUUGACAUGGCAUGUGAAGACCUAAUGCCUGUUAGAGAAGGUGUGUGCACACUGCUUCUGAAAGUCACUUUAAUUCUAAGUUUUGUCUACCUUACUUUUCUCUUGAUAUUACGUUUUGAUACUGGCGCGACACCUGUGAUGCAAGCUUUAGCAACCUAG
This is a messenger RNA of Porites evermanni, 1680 nucleotides long. NCBI's taxonomy places the organism in Eukaryota, Metazoa, Cnidaria, Anthozoa, Scleractinia, Poritidae. The record is from the annotation of a GenBank genome assembly.